Messenger RNA from Zychaea mexicana, 1182 nucleotides. RefSeq names its product kinase-like domain-containing protein. The record is from RefSeq and is a predicted model, not a curated record. NCBI's taxonomy places the organism in Eukaryota, Fungi, Mucoromycota, Mucoromycetes, Mucorales, Lichtheimiaceae. The transcript is spliced from 7 exons. Bases 1 to 1182 code for a protein of 393 amino acids. Gene Ontology annotation, cellular component: cytoplasm. Gene Ontology annotation, molecular function: protein serine/threonine kinase activity; protein serine/threonine/tyrosine kinase activity; ATP binding. Gene Ontology annotation, biological process: signal transduction; protein phosphorylation.
AUGGCACACGGUCCAAUGAGUGGUUUAAAGAUAAUUGGCGAAACCGACCCUCUGAAAGUUAUCAAAGUGGCAGCCAAAGACGGCAAGACUGGCCAGGACAUGCAGCUACACUAUUCCACCUACAAGGUUGCCGGUAACGGAUCAUUCGGUGUGGUGUAUCAAGCGAAAUUACUGCGUACCGGUGAAGAAGUUGCUAUCAAGAAAGUAUUGCAGGAUAGACGGUUCAAGAACCGAGAGUUACAGAUCAUGCGAAGCGUUUCUCAUCCGAAUAUUGUUUCGCUGAAAGCAUUCUUCUAUAGUCAUGGUGAUGUCAAGAAAGACGAAGUGUAUCUGAAUCUGGUGCUGGAAUACAUUCCCGAAACGGUGUAUCGUGCCUCGCGUCAUUAUGCAAAAGCAAAGCAAUCGAUACCAACACUCCAUGUCAAACUAUACACGUACCAGCUACUGCGCUCGCUUGCGUACAUCCAUUCGCUUGGAAUAUGUCAUCGUGAUAUAAAACCACAGAACCUGCUUUUGGAUCCAGCCAGUGGCAUCCUCAAAUUAUGUGAUUUUGGCAGUGCCAAAAUACUGGUUGCUGGCGAACCCAACGUGUCGUACAUCUGCUCACGCUACUACCGAGCACCCGAACUGAUAUUCGGAGCUACAAACUAUUCGACCAGCAUUGACAUUUGGUCCACCGGUUGUGUGAUGGCUGAACUGAUGCUCUGUCAGCCCAUGUUCCCCGGCGAAAGUGGCAUUGACCAGCUCGUCGAGAUUAUCAAGGUCCUAGGCACUCCCACCAAGGAGCAAUUGUUAGCCAUGAACCCGAAUUAUACCGAUCAUCGAUUCCCGCAAAUAAAGCCGCAUCCAUUCUCCAAGAUCUUUAAAUCACGGACGCCGCCCGAAGCCGUUGAAUUCAUCAGUCAGCUCCUGCAAUACGCGCCCUUGAAGCGUCUAUCGGCUAUUGACGCAAUGGCCCAUCCAUUCUUUGACGAACUGCGCAAUCCAGAAACUCGUCUGGCGAAUGGCAAAGCAUUGCCAACACUGUUUGAUUUCUCGGCCCAUGAACUGUCAGUAAAACCGGAAUUGAUCAGCAAGUUGGUGCCACCACAUACAGAACAGGAACUCUUAUCCCGCGGCAUUGAUGUACACAACUUUCAGCCACUAACACCAGCAGAAAUGAAGAGUAAAUCGAUACGCUGA